This is a messenger RNA of Puccinia triticina, 3066 nucleotides long. RefSeq lists its product as uncharacterized. The record is from RefSeq and is a predicted model, not a curated record. The transcript is spliced from 13 exons. Bases 1 to 3066 code for a protein of 1021 amino acids. NCBI's taxonomy places the organism in Eukaryota, Fungi, Basidiomycota, Pucciniomycetes, Pucciniales, Pucciniaceae.
AUGUCGGACCAGAUGAAUACCUAUCCAUCUAAUUCGCCAUGCGAAGCCAACGGUGGAACAAGACAUGUAGAGAAUGGCAUGCGAUCUCCUCGUAUUAUUGACCUGAGAGGCAGCGACUCAUCGAACAGCUCAACCGAGCUUUCGUUACACCGCGAAAUUGUCGAGGGUCUCAACAGGCGAACGCUUUUGGUUCCCGGUCCAGCGCCGGAUGAUCGCUCUUUUGCUUACUCCAAAGUUAUACCCACCGAUGAUAACCUUGGCUUGGACAUUUAUGAUCAAAUCACGGCAGUUGAGGACUAUUAUCCUUUUGCCACCGAGUUAGCAAUCCUCCGGGCCAAGGGCCAUGAGAUCGCGUGUCGCCUCGGUGGAAUGCCCACUUCUUCAACGCCCAAUCGUGGAGAAAGCCCCGUAACAAAAGAUUCAGAUCAACGGAAAUUGAUUAAUCAGGUGCAUGUGGACGGGUUUGCUCACCCUGAGCUGGCAGAUUAUGAAGACUUCUCGUCCUCUCCGGCGAACGCCACCGGUUUCUCCCUUACAACGAUCGAGUUGGGUGCAGGUUCUUUAAAAAAAACCUCACAUCUAUUGGAGAAUGUGGCUCGACUCCUGCGAGCUCGUGGGGCAGAUCAAACGGUGCCACAUUUGUCGCAAGCAGAAUAUUAUGCACUCGAUCUGGAGAUGGAACAAUUAAACUCGACUCUAUCGGCGAUCCAACUGCAGGAAGAUAGUGGAGUGGGACCUGAGGUCGGGAAUCAGGUUCAAGGUCAUGGUAUCUGCGGGACUUACACCCAAGGCCUGGAUUGGAUUUACAAGUCGUUGACUACGACCAGUCACGCGAAAACCGCCGAGCUUGGGAAAACCGAAUGUCGCAAAGCGAUUCUUUGGUUAGGAUCCUCGAUCGGCAACUUUUCUCCUGCAGAAGCCGUUGAGUUUUUGAGAGAUGAACUCGGUCGAGCACUGGAUCGUGACAGUCGAGCGCUGAUCGGUAUCGACAAUUGCCAGCUGGCAGAGAAGGUCCGGCUAGCCUAUGAUGAUCGGCAAGGAGUCACCAAAAAAUUCAUCCUGAAUGCGGUCGCAGUCGUCGCUCGCCAUCUCGGUCUACCGGAAUCUGUCUUGAGCCCUAAAGAUUUCAACUAUGUAUCGCGAUACAACGUGGGAAUGAAUCGGAACGAAGCCUAUUUGCGGGCUAAGCGCGACAUUAGUUUCAAAGUCGCGCCCGUCGAUGGAAUUGGCAGCAAAGUUCAAGCUACUUCCACCCGAAUCAAGGCGGGCGAAUUGAUCUUGAUCGAAAGGUCGUACAAGUUCUCACCAGACGACGCAUAUCGAUUGUUUGAUCAAGCGGGUCUGCGAGUCAUUCAGAAAUGGAGUGAUUCCCCUGAUCAAGUUGCCCCGACACACACCCUCUACCUCAUAGAACGCGCCGCUUUCCACUUUGUCCGCACGCCGCCAUGGGCUUCAACGGAAGACCAUCCACUUUCUUCGGCUGAACUGCCAGUAAUCCAGAAGGAAGACUCGUCCGGAUGGCAGUCUCUCCGACAGAUAUGGGCCAAAAACUCAAAACAUUCCUUGCCAGUUCGGAUAUCGGAUACACAUCAGCUCACACCCGCAAGCAAGCCUCCUAAUCCUCAGGGAGGCAAUGUGUCGAUAGGGUCCGAGCCAUCCAAAGGGGAAUUUGGCCCGACAAAUAGUGGGGGAUUGCCUUCGAUGUCAGACUGGAUCACAUUAUGGAAAGCAUGGGACACCGUAACGAUAGGAAUGAUUCCUAAAGAUAUGUUGCAUCAAAAACCCAUCGACUUGCGACAUGCUUGCUUGUUUUACCUGGGACACAUACCUGUGUUUGCAGACAUUCAUCUUAGUCGAUACUUCGACGCAGCAACGACGGAACCUCACUGGUUUGCUCAGAUUUUCGAACGCGGAAUCGAUCCCAACUUGGAAGAUCCAAGCAAAUGCAAUGAGCAUUCCCCGUUCCCCGACCAGGAAAGUGAAUGGCCAUCCCUCGAAGAAGUGCUUCGAUUCAGAGAUAAAUUGCGAACGAGGCUCACCGGAGUUUAUGACGGACUCGGGAAAGAACCGGGGAGGAAGAUUCGACUGACAAGGAAACUGGGCAGGGUUUUGUCGAUGAUAUACGAGCACGAGGCAAUGCAUCUCGAGACACUGCUUUACAUGUUACAACAGACUCAUUUUGUCAAUCAUCCACCUGAGUUCACACCACCUGAUUGGGACUCUUUGGCUCGUGAAUGGGAUUCCGCAGUAGAAGUAGAAGCUCAGAGUAGGGAGGCCGGUCUGAUUGAGUACUCCACUCUGCAAAUACUCACUGUUGGACAUGAUGACUUGGAACAAGAUGAUUCUUCCAAACCCUUUUCGGAAGUUCACGAGUAUGGAUGGGAUAACGAAAGUCCAUCGAGGAAGGUGGAGGUUAAGCCUUUCAAGCUCGAAGCAACAACCAUCACCAACCAGGAAUACCUCGAAUUCGUGCUCCAAGGCCUUUCUGACUCCGAGCCCAUCCCUCAUCAUGCGAUUCCUGAAUCUUGGGGUUAUAUAUUCGACUCUAGCGAUCAGGAAUCGAAGAGACAUCAAGUCAAGAUCAAGACAAUUUAUGGUCGAAUCCAUUUCAACUUUGCGAAGCACUGGCCAGUGCAAGCAUCGGGAAGCCAGUUAGAGAGUUUCGCGAAGUGGAAAGGCGGUCGGUUGCCCACUGCUGAUGAGCUCAGGUUGUACCUUUUCGACAACCCGAUCAGCCUGUCAGCCCAAAAUCCAAUCGGAUUCCUCAACUGGCAUCCCCUACCACCUCAGAGGCCCCGGAAAGGAAUAGAUGGACGCUGGCGAGGAGGCUGGAACGGCGGAGUUUGGGAAUGGACUUCUACUACCUUUGGACCUCACCCGAACUUCAAACCUAGUGAAUUAUAUCCCGGUUAUUCGAAAGACUUCUUUGAUGGAGAGCACAAUAUCCUAUUGGGUGGUUCUUGGGCAACGAUCCCACGAAUCGCACAUCGACAAAGCUUUGUAAACUGGUAUCAAUUCAAGUAUCCAUAUGUUUUUGCCGGUGGUCGAGUUGCCUACGACUACUGA